AUGACAGAGAUAGAUUCAGAUGGUGUUGAACAAGAACGUAAGAAGAAGGAUCGAUCCAAGAAACGAGCAAGAAGCCCGAGCAGCAAUGUGCCUCAAUCACUACCUACAUCUGAACCGGCUGGAACGGCUGACGAGGGAUUGGUUUCGACGACAACCCCAGCGGAUUCCGAGUCGACCGACCGUCCAAUGUGCAAGAAGAAGGCAAAAGCCCUUCACCGAUCCAAAGUAGACGGAUCCGAAGACUGGAAAGACAAAGUCGCCAUUGCUCAGAAAGAAAUAGCGGCUCAAGCGAAAAGACAGAACGAAUAUUGCGGGAGACCGAGGCCCAAUCAAUGA
Molecule: messenger RNA, 336 nt
Organism: Puccinia graminis f. sp. tritici CRL 75-36-700-3
Lineage: Eukaryota; Fungi; Basidiomycota; Pucciniomycetes; Pucciniales; Pucciniaceae
Exons: 2
Coding region: 1-336 (111 amino acids)
Source: RefSeq, a predicted model, not a curated record